Linum tenue is the source of this 263-nucleotide messenger RNA. The record is from the annotation of a GenBank genome assembly. Lineage: Eukaryota; Viridiplantae; Streptophyta; Magnoliopsida; Malpighiales; Linaceae.
CCAAUAACUCGAGUUGUUGGGAGAAGGUUAUGCUGGAUCUUAUACCACUCUCUAACACGCCCCCUCAAACGAAAGCCAACCCACGGGCUUGAAGUUUGCACAGGCCCACCAUACCAUGUGCUUGAAAGACAACGGUUAAUAUUGGGGGUCGUGGAGAUUCGAACACAUGACCUUUCGGUUCUAGGCUCUGAUACCAUGUCAUGAACCAGUUGGUCCCAAUAACUCGAGUUGUUGGGAGAAGGUUAUGCUGGAUCUUAUACCAC